Molecule: messenger RNA, 5030 nt
Organism: Oryzias melastigma (Indian medaka)
Lineage: Eukaryota; Metazoa; Chordata; Actinopteri; Beloniformes; Adrianichthyidae
Gene: cdh19
Product: cadherin 19, type 2
Exons: 12
Coding region: 403-2865 (820 amino acids)
Biological process (GO): multicellular organism development; adherens junction organization; homophilic cell-cell adhesion
Cellular component (GO): adherens junction; catenin complex; plasma membrane
Molecular function (GO): calcium ion binding; cadherin binding
Source: RefSeq, a predicted model, not a curated record
UUGUUCACAGAAACAGGAGGGAAAAAAAUCAGAUAGAAAUGCGUUUGUAAGGCCGGGCGGCGAGUAUUUGCAUGGCGAUGAAGGCCUGGAGUGUUCUGCAGUGACUGAGAUGCGAGUCUCAGACAAUACAUGCUGUGUUUGUUCUUCCCGGGGAAGUUUGACGAGGAAAGGAGGUGGAGGAGAAGGAGGAGGGGAGGUCUUCAGUGCAGGGAUUACACAUUUGCUAUUGUGGAGACUUCUCCAGUACCAUGGGGUUUUGUUAAGCAGAUUGGGCUCCUUCACACCCAGCGGAUCGCUCUCGUGACUUGGCGGACGUAGAACCUCCAACAGUAACGGGCAUGCAUACCAUCAUUCCAGGAGGGAAUACGCAACUACCAAGAUCAUGGGUCCCUAUGCUGGCAAAUGAAGAAUCAGCCAAACAGAAGAAGGGACACUAGAAUCUCCUUCCCACCAACAGUAAUACACAUAAAAAUCCACUCUGGGACUAUAGAAAUGGCCACCUCCAGAGUUUUGGCGAUAGUGACAAUCUUCUCCAUGAUUCCCGGCGGUAUCCCGAGUGACGUUAAAGGCUCUCGGGGUUUGGAGACGCAGCAUUUGGCCCAGAAGUCCUCAUAUCCUCAGCGUCGCCUGAAAAGAAGCUGGAUAUGGACUCAGUUGUUUGUCCCUGAGGAAGAUCCCUCUCUUGGUGUUAUUGGACAGAUCAAAUCCGACUCUGACCGAGGCGAUUUAUCCAUCAAGUACAUAUUGACAGGAGAAGGUGCCGGAGAUGUCUUUGAGAUAGAUGAGUUUUCUGGUGAGAUCAGGAAGCUGAAAAAGCUCGACCGUGAGGAAAAAGCUUUCUACGUCCUUCAAGCCCAAGCUAUCAACAGAAAGACCAAUGAGCCCGAGGAGCCCCAGUCAGAGUUUAUCAUCAAGGUGCAGGAUAUCAACGACAAUGUUCCUCAGUUCCAGAACGAGACGUACGUGUCCAGCAUCCCGGAGAUGAGUCCACCAGGGACCACGGUGGCGCAGGUGACGGCCACGGAUGCGGACGACCCCAUGUUCGGGAACAACGCCAAGCUCAUCUACUCCAUCCUGCAGGGGGAGCCCUACUUCUCUGUGGAGCCGAAGACGGGGAUUGUUGUAACGUCUUGGCCUGACCUGGACCGGGAAACUCGAGACGAGUACCUGGUGGUGAUCCAGGUGAAGGACAUGCUGGGCCUCAGCGGCGGUUACUCCUCCUCCACCACGCUCACGGUCAUCCUGACGGACGUCAACGACAACGGACCCACGUUCCAGCGCCACCUUUACACCUUUACUGUCUCGGAAAAUGCGGCCGUUGGCAGCACAGUGGGCAGAAUCAUGGCAGACGAUGGAGACAUUGGCAUCAAUGCGAGAAUGACAUACACUCUGGAGGACGACCUGGAAGAGAGCGCCACGUUCAUCAUCCAAACGGACCCAGUGACUCAAGAGGGACAGCUUCUGCUGGCCAAGCCUUUGGACUACGAAUCCAAAAGACGCUACAUUAUGGCAGCAGAGGCCGUCAACGAUCACGUCGACACGCGGUUCCUGCCUCUGGAGGAGUUCAGGGACAAGACGACCAUCAAGAUCGUGGUGAGGGACGUGGACGAGCCUCCAGCCUUCGUCUCGCCAGUCUACGAGUGGAAAGUUCCUGAAAAUGCGGCUGUGGGAACGGUGGUUGGCAGCGUCGGCGCCGCAGACACUGACACACACAACAGUCCCAUCAGAUACUCUAUUGACAAAAGGAGCGAUGCCACCAAGUGGUUCAGAAUAGACCCAAACAAUGGAACCAUCGCCAUCGUGAAAGCUUUGGACCGAGAGGCUGCGAGCUGGCACAACUUUACUGUUGAAGCAAAGGAGGAAACGCCGAACCAUUUAUCCUCCGCGGUGGCGGUGUUCAUCAAAGUGCUGGACAUAAACGACAAUGUGCCGAGGCUCGCAAGAGAUUACCAGCCAUAUAUCUGUGAGGGCACGCAGGCGGGAGAACUCAUUCAGCUCCUCAGUGCCGUUGAUCUCGACAACCCCGAGGAGGGACACCACUUCUAUUUCUCCAUGGUCCCAGAGAAGCACAUCAAUCCAAACUUCACCAUCAGAGAUAAUCAAGACAAUACAGCCAGCAUUGUGGCACGCAGGAGUACUUUCACCCUCAAAGACCGCGCGCACUACUUCCUGCCUGUGGUGGUUGCGGACAGCGGCACGCCGACGCUCUCCAGCACCAGCACUUUGACCAUCAGCGUGUGCCGGUGUCAGCCUGCAGGCCACUGCCCCACCGCAGGGGUGGAGAGUCUGCCUCUGUCUCUGGAUCCCAGCAUGCAAACAGUUUUAGGGAUUCUGGUUUGCCUGGUCACUAUUACAGUGCUGUCAGUUCUAAUGCUGCUGCUGAGGAGACACAAGCGCAAGCAGCAAGAGGGGCUGGAUGUGAAGGAGCUGGAGCUGCCCGACACCGUCUCACAAAAAGUUCUCCACUACGAAGAAGCCGGGGGCAGAAGGGUGAACUUCUGCCAGCCCGUCGUACCGCCGCAACCCCACCCCAGGAGGCGGGACAGGAGGCUGCGGAGGGAGGAGGUCAGGGCCAGCAUUCGCAUGUCACUCGGAGAGUCGCACUUCAUCGGGCCGGACGACGAGGUCUUCCGGCAGUUCAUUCUGGACCGGCUGGCAGAAGCGGACCAGGAUCCCUACGUUCCACCGUUCGACUGCCUCCAGAGGUUCGCGUACGAGGGUUCAGGGUCUCCCGCCGGGUCGCUGAGCUCACUAGACUCUCUCACGGGGGAGACGGAAGUCGUCCAGCCCUUCAGUAACCCCAGAGCUCACGUAGUGAAACUCAGCCCUUGGUACGGCGGUGGAGAGGAGGACACAACCUUCUGAGGGCACCUUCUACUUUAGAGCUGUUUUAUGACGGUGAUAAAAAACGCCAGCGCAUGUCAGGUAAUCAUUUGUCAACAUCACUUUGAAAAAGACUCGCCUUGUCAGCACUUUUUCUUAUUUUUGGAAAUGUUGGAGCUUUUUGUUGUUAAAAGCUGACAGACUGCUGACUGCAGAUGCAAUGUGACACCAUAUACUAUGAUAAAGGGAAUGUACACACUUGUACACACAAAUUACUGAGAAAAGACCAACAAAAUCAUCAUGUUGGUGAGAACACAUUAAAUCAACUGAAUGACAGACCACAUUCAAAUGAGACAAUUUGAAGUCAAAUGUGCAAGAAAAUGCAAACUUUAGAACUUAAAGUCGAAAUAUAAUUCAUAAAAUGAAGUUAAUAUAUUUGAAUAAAGUAGAAUUUUUGAAAAAUUAAGCUAAAAAUUCUGAAACAUUUCAAAUGUACAAUUUUAUUUGUGAUUAUUCACAGACAAGUGGUCACCAAAUACUGUAAACAGUAUUAACUGGAAUUAUUUUUUUCCUAGGUUUGCGAUUAACCCUUUUUUUUUAUUGAUUCCUACUCUUAUAAAUACUUAAAGCUUUUCUUUCCCAAAAUGCAGUUAAUAUUUAAAGAAACUACCAGAUCAUUCAAAUUAUUUCAUUAAACCCCUUACGUAGGAUUUAUUUUUUUCUAACUUGUUUCCUCAACAUCAAGAUUUAGUUUUAAAAGGCUUUUAAUGUUUAUUUAAAAAUUUUUUUUUUAUUUCAUCCAGUAAAAUGUUUCAUCUCCAAUUGAUCUUCUUGUCAUAUUGGACAAUGAAACAAAUGAGACAAUUUGAAGUUAAAUGUGAAAGAAAUCGACAAAUUAGAAACAAAAAUGUUAAUAGAAUUUUUGAAAUGAAGUUAAUAUAUUUGAUUAAAGUACAAUUUUUAAAAAUUAACCAAAAAAAUCUGAAAAUUAGAAAUGACAAUAUCGCUUUUAAACAUUUUAAAUGUACAGUUUUAUGUGUGAUUUAAUUUGUGAUUAUUUGCAGCUAAGUGGUUGACAAAUUAACCGCGAUUAAUUUUUUUCAAAGUUUGUGAUUAAUCCGUUUUUCUUUUUUUUUUUGUUUGUUUUUCAAUUGAUUUCCGGCCCUACUCUUUUUGAUACUUAUUUUUUUUAUUUUCUGAAAGUUCUAUUCACUUUUAUUUAUAUGACCAAAUAUCACAAUCCAAUUGUCUCAGUUGGCUUACCGGUAACUGUACAAAAAAAAAAAAAAAAAAAAAAUUUUGGGAAUAAAAUAAGGAACCUCAGGAAUUUCCACAUAAAGAAUAAAAUUCUAUUUAACAUUUAAAGAAACUUCUGGAUCAUUCAUUCAUUUUGCCCUUUAUGUAGGGUUUAUUUUUUCUAACUUGUUUCCUUGACAUCUAGAUUUAUUUUUUUAAAUUAUCUUUUUUUUGUUAAAAUGUUUUAUCUCCAAGGCGUCAAUCUUCUUGUCAUAUUGGAGAGUAAAAAUUAUUUAAAAUGGUUAUAUUUUGUUAAAAUUAAGAACCUGCAGCACUAACAUUAAUAUUUAUUUGAUUUGGGUUUUUUUUCUAAUUCCCAAUAAACACAAACUCGAGCUGCAUUUUAUUAAACUAAAAACAAUCCUUCACAGACUAUCAGAUUUAAUAUAUUUCUGUUAUUUAUAAAUUAAUAUUUUUUCAUUGAACUUCUUUUUCUUAAGCAUCAAUAUUUUUACAUAAUACAACUAAAAAAAAACAUUAACUUCUAAACCUCAAGUUAAGCUGAAUUAAACAACAGCUACUUUGGUUAAAAAUUAAUUGUAAAUAUGCAAGUUCUUUUUUUAUAUAUUUAGGUAGUAUUAUAAAGCAUGAGUUUGAAUUUUGACAGACUUUUGGGUCAAUCAAACAAAUGUAUUGUCAAUAUGUUUUGUAUUCUCUCAUUUACAAUAAACAAUUAACAACCAGUCAUUUAAUUUAUUGUCAUUUUUGUAUAUUAGCAACUGCAGGAUAGUAAGAGCUUUUACCUCUACGAGAUCAUUUACAUUUAAGUUACUGGUUUAACAAAGUGCCGUUUAUGAUUCAUAUUAUUGUGUAAACAACCUUUUGACUGGUCUGAACACAAGUCAAAGCGUUCAGGCCCCUUUUGUCAGCAGAAAUAAACUUGUUUCAAGCAUUUUUUUUUUUUUAGAAAA